Molecule: messenger RNA, 2692 nt
Organism: Helianthus annuus (common sunflower)
Lineage: Eukaryota; Viridiplantae; Streptophyta; Magnoliopsida; Asterales; Asteraceae
Product: pentatricopeptide repeat-containing protein At3g26540
Exons: 1
Coding region: 26-2092 (688 amino acids)
Biological process (GO): RNA modification
Molecular function (GO): RNA binding; protein binding
Source: RefSeq, a predicted model, not a curated record
UUGAUUUGCCUCCUUUGUUUCUUCAAUGGGCGCCAAUGUGAAAACCUUAACCAAGAAAAUCUACACCCACCUUAAACUCAACAGCCUAUCCAAAGCAGUUUCCACUUUGUUUGAAUCUCUGGUUCCAGUUGACAACUCUUUAUACGCUUCUCUCUUCAAACUGUGUGCUGAAAGACGUGCUAUAAUCGAAACCCGUAAACUCGAAUCUCAUCUAUUGACCUUCACUCUAACACCACCAAUCUUUUUACUCAACAGGGCGAUCGAAGCCUACGGUAAAUGCGCAUGUUUGGAUGAUGCACGUGAGUUGUUCGACGAAAUGCCUCAUAGGGAUGGUGGGUCUUGGAAUGCUCUGAUUUCAGCGUAUGCGCUUAAUGGGUUUGCGGCUGAAGCGUUGAGGGUGUUUUUGGAUAUGAAGGAAGAUGGGUUUUCGUGGAAUGAAGUUAGUUUUGCUAGUGUUUUGAAGUGUUGUGCUUCACUUUUGGAAAUUCGGUUUGGCAUGGGAAUACAUGGGGUGGUUGUGAAGUCUGGGUAUUCGGGUAAUGUGAUUAUCGCGAGUUCUAUCAUAGAUGUUUAUGGGAAGGGCGGGUUUUUGAGCGAGGCAAGGAGAAUGUUUGAUGAUAUUGUUAACCCGAACGAGGUAUCGUGGAAUGUAAUUAUUAGGAGGCAUUAUGACAUGUGCGAAGAGGAGAAGGCGGUUGGUUUGUUUUUUGAAAUGGUUAAGCGGAAUGAGGUUAUGCCGUUAAGCUUUACGGUAUCGAAUGCUCUUCGUGCUUGCUCGAGGAUUUCUGCAUUUGAUGCGGGGUUACAAAUUCAUGCUUUUGCCAUCAAAAUAAAUGUUGUAGACACUUUGGUAGUUUCGGGAUCUCUCAUUGAUAUGUAUUCAAAAUAUGGAGAUUUACAAAGUGCUCACAAUGUCUUUAACCAACCGAAUGCUAAAGAUUUAGUUAACUGGACUUCAAUCGUCACCGCGUACGCAAUGAAUGGAAGAACCAAAGAGGCAAGAGAACUCUUCAACGAGAUGCCUGAGAGAAACAUCGUUUCAUAUAACGCGAUGCUGGCGGGCUACACACAGAAUCGAAAAUGGGAAGAGGCCUUAGAAAUUAUCCAUCUGAUUUCCAAAGCAAACAUCCAUAUCGACCAUGUUACAAUCCCGUUAAUUUUGACCGUUUGUGCGGGUCUUUUAGACAUUGAAUUGGGGAAAAAGGUUCAUGGUUAUGUCUACAGGCGUCAUCUCAACUCUGAUAUAUUUGUUGGAAAUGGUCUUCUUAAUAUGUACGGAAAAUGUGGAGACUUGAGAAGUUGCAGAGCUUGGUUUUAUCAAAUGAGCCGUUUACGAGAUGCUGUAUCUUGGAAUUCAAUAUUAACAAGUCAUGCUCGUCACAAACGGAGUGAGGAAGUGAUGAUGGUCAUCUGGAAGAUGCUGGAAGAGACUCCACCGAACAAACACACUCUUGCAACUAUUUUAGCUGCUUGUGCAAAUAUUUUUGCACUCGAUGCAACUAAACAGAUUCAUGGAUUUUUGGUCAGGAACGGUUAUGAUAUAGACAUUGUUAUGAAAGGAGCCAUUAUUGAUGCGUACUCCAAAUGCCGUUGUCUCAUGUACGCACUCACGGUUUUUAAAGCAACUACUCCACGUGAUUUGAUUCUUUAUAACUCUAUGAUUUUGGGAUGUUGUCAUAAUCUAAGGGGUGAUGUGGCUAUCGAUGUUUUUGAUAUGCUGAAGAGUGAAGGGUUAAAACCGGAUAAUACGACAUUUCAAGGAGUCUUGCUUGCUUGCAUAUGUGAGGGUCGUGUUGAAUUGGGUAGGGCGUAUUUUGAAGUAAUGAAUAAAGAGUAUUGUGUUAUUCCGCGUUUGGAACAUUAUGAGUCCAUGAUAGAACUCUAUGCUAGGUAUGGGUACAUUGGCGAACUUGAGAACUUUGUUAAGCAAAUGCCGUUUGACCCAACUGCAUCUAUGUUGAUUAGAGUUUUUGAUGCAUGUCUUGAUUAUAAACAUGAGAGGUUUGGGAAAUGGGCAGCUGAUCGUCUUAAUGAUUUGAAUCCAUCAGUCCCGUUUAGAUUUGAACUCAUGGAUCACAGAAGAAUGGCUUGAAGGAUCAGUGAGCUGUUUGGUUCAACGCCUGAUUCUCAGAAUAUCCUGUUGAACGAGUGUUUGGAGGUGAUUAUGAUUCUCAGAACAUCUGAUUCUGUGGUUUUGGGUCACAACAAAGCGAACCGGCCGGGUUGGGUGACGGUUUAACGGUUCGGUUUUGAUGGUUUGGCGAUUUAAACCGUUUUCUUAGUUUUGUUCAAAAUCAUAAGUUUGUAUUAAAAAUUUUAAAAUGAGAAAAAUGGUUAACGGUUAAUGGUUAGACGGCCAGUUCCAAGUUCCAAACUUAACUGUAAAAACCAUCAGACUGCCAAAACCGAACCAUUUGGGAUCUCAAAACGGCCGACUUUCUUUCAGUUUGGACUGUUCGGUCGGUUACAACGGCUUAUGAACACCCCUACUUCGCAAGUGCACAUUUUUAUCCGCCAAUGCCCAAUAUUUGUCCAAUAUCCGUGGGCUCUUUAGUUUGAUUGCAAUAGAGAUGAACAAUAGUUGAUUUGAUCAUAUUCUCUGUAACUUGUGUGCGUUUCAUAUUAGAAUUUUGAAAAUGAGCCUUUGUACCAGUGGCAUAACAGGAUUAAAAUGUUUUCGUUUUGUUUUUGA